This is a messenger RNA of Priapulus caudatus, 1340 nucleotides long. Its product is annotated as CCR4-NOT transcription complex subunit 7-like. NCBI's taxonomy places the organism in Eukaryota, Metazoa, Priapulida, Priapulimorpha, Priapulimorphida, Priapulidae. Gene Ontology annotation, molecular function: nucleic acid binding; poly(A)-specific ribonuclease activity. Gene Ontology annotation, cellular component: CCR4-NOT complex; CCR4-NOT core complex; P-body. The record is from RefSeq and is a predicted model, not a curated record. The transcript is spliced from 7 exons. The coding region runs from base 242 to 1171 and encodes 309 amino acids.
CAUAGCCAACACAAGAAAAUUACGAGCUUUGUAUUUUUCUCCGAGUAUACUGCUUAAAAUUCGGCAUAUCGGAGAUUAGCCACACCUUUGAUCACCAAUGCUUCUUUGGCUGUUGCAAUAGUGAUCUCUGAUGCACAGCAUACAAACCAAGAAUAAUCUGCGUCAAAAGUGUCGAUUUACCUGAAUUCGUUCUGCCUAAAAGUGAAGCUGUUUGAAACUCGUAGAAGUAGCAGACGUUGCCAUGCCUGUUGCCACGACGACCGGUGGAGGUAUACUAAACAGUCAAGGAACGAUGAGCAAUGAGGAGCUGGGAAUCCGAGAUGUUUGGAAGCACAAUAUGGAGGAUGAAUUCAAGCAUAUACGGAGAAUCAUACAAAACUAUCCCUAUGUAGCAAUGGAUACUGAGUUCCCGGGUGUUGUAGCACGACCAAUUGGCGAGUUUCGCAGCACGGCAGACUACCAAUAUCAGCUACUACGUUGCAACGUUGACUUGCUGAGAAUUAUCCAACUGGGGAUGACAUUCCUAAACGAGCAUGGCCAACCAGCACCAGGAAUUUCAACGUGGCAGUUCAACUUUAAUUUCAACCUGACAGAAGACAUGUACGCUCAAGAUUCAAUAGACCUCCUGCAGAAUUCCGGAAUACAGUUCAAGAAGCACGAGGACGUUGGAAUUGAUGUCACAGAGUUUGCCGAGCUUAUCAUGACAUCUGGUGUCGUUCUCAACGACAAUGUCAAGUGGCUCUCCUUCCACAGUGGAUAUGACUUUGGCUACAUGUUGAAGCUAUUGACCAACACACAGCUACCUGCAGAGGAGUCAGAGUUCUUUGAACUUCUGCGAAUAUACUUCCCAGUCAUCUACGAUGUCAAAUACUUAAUGAAAAGUUGCAAGAACCUCAAGGGAGGCUUACAGGAGGUUGCUGAGCAGCUUGAGCUCGAACGAGUGGGCCCACAGCAUCAGGCCGGCAGUGACAGCCUACUGACUGGGUCGGCUUUCUUCAAGAUGCGAGAGAUGUUUUUUGAAGACAACAUAGAUGAUGCAAAAUACUGUGGUCAUCUCUAUGGGCUUGGCACGUCGUACGUGCAGAAUGGGAACUCAAACAACUUCACUGAGUCCAGCCAGACGCCUGAACAACCCACGUCUUCAACGCCCACUACAACGUCGUCGUCAUGACCCCUGGAUUAGUCCGCCAGUGCCCGGAGGAACAUGCGUCCUCAUCUAGGUCGUCGAUUUGUACAAAACCACACUAAUUCUGUUUUGUCAUUAUGCGGGCGCGCGUGUGUAUGUGUGUGUGUGUGUGUGCGCAUGCGUGCGUGCGUUCGAGCGAGCGCGCACGCACGCA